UAAACAUUUCUGUUUCAUACAUCUUCCUUCCAAGUUCGAAUCCCUUCCUAAGAAAAAAAGCUCAAGCACAGAACGGUCUUCACUUCGAUAUCGUCUCUGCCGAGCUGGUCCUCUCGUCUCUACCCUCUCUCCACAAAGUAAUACUCACUUCGAUCUCUUAUCUACUCAAUCUCUACUCUCUGAUACAAUCCCCAGAAAAGCUUCUUCUUCUUUUUUUUUUCAGUCACAGUUACUUCGACAUUUUUGAAGGGUGACAAUUACCUUGUGUUUGACGUGUUCAUCUACAGCUUCCCAUGGCAGCUGUUGCAUCUGCCCCUCCCCCUUCUCUGGAGAUUUUAGUUCGAGGACCGGAAGGGUUCUCAAUCUGGAACGGUCCCCCAUUCACCAAUGGUCAGCCGGGUGUCAAGCUUGAAACAACUUCUUGCAACAGUUCAAAGUUCAGUGAAGAUGGUUCCAGGCUUAUGGUGGUGAAAUCUGAUUCUGUGAUUACCAUUUAUGAUUGCAUCAGCUACAAAGAGAUCAGGAGCUUUCAAGUGCCGAAUUCUCUUGCAGCCACCUUGUCUCCACGCGGCACUUAUCUUCAAACUUUCCAAAAGUCCUCAACUCCCCAGCAAAAGAAUGUAACUGUAUGGAACAUAGAGACGGGUGACCCAGUUUAUCAUCAAUUCCAAAAGAACAUGACCAAAACCACUUGGCCCUCCAUUAGAUUCUGUUCCAAUGAAGCUGUUGCUUAUCGGCAUGCGACCAAUGAGAUUCAAUUUUUCGAUGCUGGGGAUUUUUCUAAAGGGAUUGUCCGCCGGAUAAGAGUUCCUGGGGUAGCAGCAGCUGAGCUUUCUUGGGCACCUCCGUCCUAUGUUGCCGCAUUUGUUCCUGAAGCCAAGGGAGUUCCUGCUAGUGUCCAGAUAUUUUCUCGUGAAGAGGAUGCACAGAGUCAACCCGUUGCUCGAAAGAGUUUUUUUCGAUCUUCAUCUGUACAGUUGAGUUGGAAUCAGGGCUCAACUGGGCUUUUAAUUGUAGUUCAGUCAGAUGUUGAUAAGACCAACCAAAGUUACUAUGGGGAAUCAAAGCUCAACUACCUGACAACGGAUGGGAGCUAUGAAGGGCUUGUACCUCUUCGUAAAGAGGGGCCUGUUCAUGAUGUACAAUGGUCACACUCUGGUUCAGAGUUUGCAGUGGUUUAUGGAUUCAUGCCUGCCAAGGCAACUGUAUUUGACAAGAAGUGCAAUCCUCUACUUGAGCUUGGAACAGGCCCAUACAACACAAUCCGAUGGAACCCCAAAGGAAAAUUCCUCUGUUUGGCAGGAUUUGGCAAUUUACCCGGUGAUAUGGUAUUUUGGGAUUACAAAGAGAAGAAGCAGAUAGGAGCAUGCAAGGCUGAAUGUUCCGUGACAAGUGAAUGGUCUCCAGAUGGAUGUUACUUCAUGACAGCCACAACAGCUCCAAGACUGCAAAUUGACAAUUGCGUUAAAGUUUUCCACUACAACGGAACCCUUUUCUUUAAGAAGAUGUUUGACAAGUUAUACCAGGCUGAUUGGAAGCCAGUGUCACCAGAGAGAUAUGGUGACAUUGAUGAGCUUAUAAAAGUUAUUGACACACUAAGAGUUGGAGAAGCCAAACCCCAAGGGGAGAAGUCUAAAGCUUCUCAAACUUCAGGAAAAAGUUUGCCCACCACUAAUCCUCCGGCAGCGAAGCCUGCUGCUUAUCGACCCCCACAUGCUAAGACUGCAGCUGCUGUUCAGGCAGAGUUGUUUGGACAGAGCUCUACCAAAACACCAAGCAAGAACGCAUUGAGAAACAAGAAGAAAAGAGAGAAACAGAAUGAGAAAAAGGCUGCCGAGGGAGCCGGAAGCAUCGGUGAAUGACUGUCAUCCCGGAUAUGCUCUAAGAUGGAUGUUGAGGCUUCACCAAUCAACACCAAUUCAUCUCUCCUAGUGUCGGUUUCUUAUGAAAUUAAAAUUGUUUCUGAAGCAAGAUCGUCUUUGUUCUCUAAAAGUUUUGACUUGAUUGGUUCUCUAUAUAAUAAUACAUUGCAAAUGAAGAAAAAAACUCUAGUUUUGGCAGGCAAAGCCUUCCAUUAUGGCUGUCUUAGAAAUUAGAAUGGCAAAGUUGAGGUAACAAUUUUAGAGUGGUUAUAAAAUAAAUUCUUGUAUUCUAUCUGCUGUUCCAAACUUCAAACCAACAUUAUGUAUCGAAACUAUUGUGGCUACUGGCCAUUUUCUACUGAAUUAGUUCUAGUUUUAGCCCAUUUUUGAACUUGGGUUUUCAUUUGUUCUACCAA
Messenger RNA from Cannabis sativa, 2278 nucleotides. RefSeq lists its product as uncharacterized. Lineage: Eukaryota; Viridiplantae; Streptophyta; Magnoliopsida; Rosales; Cannabaceae. The record is from RefSeq and is a predicted model, not a curated record. Gene Ontology annotation, biological process: translational initiation. The transcript has 14 exons. Bases 294 to 1862 code for a protein of 522 amino acids. Gene Ontology annotation, cellular component: cytosolic small ribosomal subunit. Gene Ontology annotation, molecular function: tRNA binding; ribosome binding; translation initiation factor activity.